AUGAAUGAGCACAGCUCCCGCAGCCACAGCAUCUUCCUCAUCAACAUCAAGCAGGAGAAUGUGGAGACGGAGCAGAAGCUCAGCGGGAAGCUCUACCUGGUUGACCUGGCCGGGAGCGAGAAGGGCAAGCUGCACGACCCCCAGCAGAUGGGCAUCAUCCCGCGCAUCGCCCAGGACAUCUUCAACCACAUCUACUCCAUGGAUGAGAACCUCGAGUUCCACAUCAAGGUUUCUUACUUUGAAAUUUAUCUGGACAAGAUCCGGGACCUGCUGGACAUGACCAAGACCAAUCUUGCGGUGCACCAAAAAGUCAGCAAGACGGGGGCUGAAGGGGCCGUGUUGGAUGAGGCCAAAAACAUCAACAAGUCGCUGUCGGCACUGGGCAACGUCAUCUCGGCCCUGGCCGAGGGCACGAAGGCCUAUGUGCCCUACCGGGACAGCAAGAUGACGCGGAUCCUGCAGGACUCGCUGGGGGGCAACUGCCGCACUACCAUGUUCAUCUGCUGCUCCCCCUCCAGCUACAACGAUGCCGAGACCAAGUCCACCCUCAUGUUUGGGCAGAGGGCCAAGACCAUCAAGAACACGGCGUCGGUGAACCUGGAGCUGACGGCCGAGCAGUGGAAGAAGAAGUACGAGAAGGAGAAGGAGAAGAACAAGGCGCUGAAGGAAACCAUCGGGAAGCUGGAGGCCGAGCUGAGCCGCUGGCGGAGCGGGGAGGCAGUGCCCGAGACGGAGCAGCUGAGUGGGGCCGAGGCAGAGGCCGGGACAGGCGAGGGGACAGGCGAGGGGAUGGGGACGGGACCUGCUGGCGAGACCCCCCUCAACGACAACAGUUCCUCCAUCGUCAUCCACAUCUCCGACGAGGAGCGCCACAAGUACGAGGAGGAGAUCCGCAAGCUCUACAAGCAGCUGGAUGACAAGGAUGACGAGAUCAACCAGCAGAGCCAAAUCAUGGAGAAGCUCAAGCAACAGAUGCUGGACCAGGAGGAGGUGCUGGCAGCAGCACGGGGGGGCGGGGAGGCGGCGCGGCGGGAGCUGGCAGCGCUGCGUGCCGAGCACGGGGCCGCCCGUGCCGAGGUGGCCGAGGUGCUGGCGGCGCUAGAGGAGCUGGCGCGCAGCUACGACCGCAAGGCGCAGGAGGCCGAGGACACCGGUCGCCACAACCGCCGGCUGGCUGACGAGCUGGCCCGCACCGAGACGGAGCUGCAGCGGGUGCGGGAGCUGGGCGGGCAGCAGCGCAAGCGGGCGGCCGAGGUGCUCAACGGGCUGAUGAAGGACCUGAGCGAGUUCAGCCUCAUCGUGGGCAACGGCGAGAUCAAGCUGCCGGUGGAGGUGAGCGGGGCCAUCGAGGAGGAGUUCACCGUCGCCCGGCUCUACAUCAGCAAGAUAAAGUCGGAGGUGAAGUCGGUGGUGAAGCGGUGCCGGCAGCUGGAGAACCUGCAAGUGGAGUGCCACCGCAAGAUGGAGGUGACCGGGCGCGAGCUCUCCUCCUGCCAGCUCCUCAUCUCCCAGCACGAGGCGAAGAUCCGCUCGCUGACGGAGUACAUGCAGACGGUGGAGCUGAAGAAGCGGCACCUGGAGGAGUCGUAUGAUGCCCUGAGCGAGGAGCUGGCCCGGCUGCAGGCCCAGGAUGCCCCCAGCCCCGUCCCUCUCCCCAUCCCUUCCCUGGCCUCAUCCCUGGCUGGAUGGAGGGGGCGCCUGAACCAGAAGCUGGAGCUGGAGCUGGAGAAGCUGCGCGCGGAGCACGAGGCGCUGCGGGGCGAGGAGCGGGCCAAGGCCGCCCGGCUGCAGGAGCUCACGUGA
This is a messenger RNA of Nipponia nippon (crested ibis), 1803 nucleotides long. NCBI's taxonomy places the organism in Eukaryota, Metazoa, Chordata, Aves, Pelecaniformes, Threskiornithidae. The record is from RefSeq and is a predicted model, not a curated record.